UAGUUCUAAUUCAAUUUCUAAUUAUUCAUUUUCACUAAUUAUUUGAAACAAUAAUCAAUUUUGAAAUAUAGUAAUCUUAUGAACAAAAUAACAAUCAGCCAUGAUGACACCAACGUCUAGGAAUGAUGAUGAAAAUGAUGAUGAAAUUAUAUUUCUAGGCAAACGUCCUAGAUUGCAAACGCCAUCAUCAUUACCUGAUGUGGAAUUGGUUAGAGUUGUUAAUCCUGUUCAUAUUAACAAUCUAAAUACUUUUUUACCACAAUUAUCUCCCAUACUUGAUGUUCAAGAAAUUUCAUUCAACGUAUCAACUAUAACAACAUCGUCAUCUUCUUUAUUCUUAUCGCAGCCAUUUCCAAAAGGACCAAUACCUAAUGUAGAAUCAUCUUUAUCAGAGAAAUUGUCUCCUACCGAACCAUCGUCAUCAUCAUCAACAUUGUCUAUUGAUAACCAAGAAUAUCAUUGUAAUCGAUGUUCGAUUUGUUUGGAACCAUUUGGCAAACCUGAUACAUCACAUCAUCUGGUCACACUUAAAUGUGGACAUUUGUUUGGAAAAAGUUGCAUAGAACAAUGGCUUAAACCAACCGAUCAUCGAAAAUGUCCAACAUGUAAAAAACCAGCCACAAUAAAACAAAUGAUUAAAAUAUAUGCAGAUAAUUUGCCUGCCAAUCAAUCGUUUUGGUCCAAAUAUCAAGAUGCUUUAAAACAAUUAGAGCAUUACAAAAAUGAAGCAGAAAAAGCAAAGAAAAUGAAGAGCAAAAAAUCUAACAAGGGAAAAUGAUCAAUAUAAAUUUGUAAUCAGACGGCCAAUUCAGAAAUCAAUGGCUUAAUUAUUAUAAUGAUUUAAAAUGACAUUUUUCCUGUCAAAGUUGUCAAAAAAAAUUUUUUUUUUCAUUUCUCAAUAAUAAAUAAAUUAUGAUGAUUAAAUUUUCA
This is a messenger RNA of Dermatophagoides farinae (American house dust mite), 930 nucleotides long. NCBI's taxonomy places the organism in Eukaryota, Metazoa, Arthropoda, Arachnida, Sarcoptiformes, Pyroglyphidae. The record is from RefSeq and is a predicted model, not a curated record.